UAUAAAAGCUAGAUCGUGAAUCUGUCAUGUCUGUACUGCUCUCCUCGGACAGCGGCCCGGCCAGAGGCGGAGUCCUCGACAGAAGAAGAGGCAGCAGCAGGUUGAGCGUUAAGAAACUUGGAGAGAGUGACAGUCUGGACGAUGCCCGGCAGGAGAUCCAGGAGCUGCAUCACAGCCUCAACUCCAACAUUGUCCUCAGGAAGCAGACCAUAGCAGAGGAGAACGUUGAGCGUUCAGAUGGGCUCAUCCAUAAAAAUAGCUCCGUAAAGCACAGCAAGACCUUCCACAAACUGUUCCAAGAGAUUCCUGUCGGGGAGAACCUCAUGCAGACGUUUUCCUGUGCCUUGCAGAAGGAGGUACUGUAUCACGGAAAGCUCUUUGUGUCUGAGAACUACGUGUGUUUCUACUCGUCAGUGCUGCUGAAAGACACCAAGGUGGUGAUUCCUGCGUCCAGCAUCCAGGGGGUGAAGAAACAUAACUCUACUUUAUCUAUGUUGUCUAUUCAAACUGCUGAUGGAGAGAAGCACACGCUCGUGUCUUUGAGGCACCGCGAGCUGUGUUAUAAACUCCUCCAGGCGGUCCACUCACACGUGCAGGAGCCGGGCGUCAGCAGCAGCCCUCACGUCUCCUCGCCAGAGAAUGAAGCCGAUCACGGCGUGCCCUCCAGUUAUUCCAGUUUGGAGGACUGUGGAGACCUCAGCAGAGAGAACAGCAUUCAUCUGGACAACGCCUUUCCUCUGAUGUCCAGUGAAGCCACUACGAGACGCAAUUCCACCCUUCAAAACACAGACCAAGACACCCGAGCUGUAUCCUGGAUUUGGAGAAUCACUGAGAGGGUGUCACCGCUCUUGUUGCUCAGAGAAAUGAGGACUCUCAGCGCUCUCUUCUACGUCUUCAUGAUGCUGACGGUGCUGCUCCUGCUGGCGUCGGGGUACAUCGGGCUGAGGAUCAUAGCCCUGGAGGAGCAGCUGAGCGAGCUGUCUGUACAACACGGAGGGUACCAACAGGUGGAGCCAGUGCCAGAGAGAGGCCUGUGACGAACCUGGGAGGAACUAAUGUGGAUCGGCGUUCUGUUUGGUGCAUUGAUCCCGGUCCAGGCUCCCAAUAGCAUCUCCGCAGUGGGGCUCGGUCCUUUUCACACACAGCACAUCUUUCAGUUAAAUGUACAAUAUUGUGCACAAACGGGUUCUCUCGCAGUAGAGAUGGAUCUCCUGUGUGAGUGCCCUCUCUCUGCAGGAUGCAGGUCAGCCAUAGGAUGCUUUUUGGAUGUCCGAACCAGGCGGCCACACACGGUGAACUCCUCGGAUGACUGACUGCUCUGGCAGAGAAGUAACAGCACAUUAUUUAUUUGGAGCACAUUCAAUCUCUGCUGACAAAUCCAAUAUUGCGGCGAGGAUCUCGUGGACUGAGCCAUAUGGAGGCGGCCUUCUGAAGCCAUGUUUAUUUCCUUGGCCGGUGAACAGCUGAGCUCAGCAAGCUGAGUCUUGGCCGUCGUUAUCUUGAAUCAACACAACCUGCAACAGUGAGACCGCACACAAAGUGCUACGCGCUUAAUUGUUGCCCGUUUUAAAAUGGUUCGUGUGGAAUGAGGAUUUACAUUUUCUGCAUAAACUGCUGGAAUGUCGUCACGUUUUAGGAAUAAGACGAUGACAGUAGACAGCCAGCAGAGGGCAGACACUCCCAUUAAACACUGUCACCGAGCAGGAUUCACUUGCACUAAUGCUUACAUGAAGUUUAAUGUUGCCACAAACUGUAACUGUAGAUAACUGUACAUCUGCCUUAAUAUUGUGUGAAUUAAAAAACUAUACAUGCA
This is a messenger RNA of Pseudoliparis swirei, 1813 nucleotides long. Its product is annotated as GRAM domain-containing protein 2B-like. The record is from RefSeq and is a predicted model, not a curated record. Bases 27 to 1037 code for a protein of 336 amino acids. The transcript has 12 exons. Lineage: Eukaryota; Metazoa; Chordata; Actinopteri; Perciformes; Liparidae.